UGGUGGUGGUGGUGGAGGAACGAAGUGGUACGAUAUUGCGAAGAAUGUAAACAGCUAAACUUGGGACUGAUCUCAUUGAAAAGUCUUGCUUUUCAUGAAGUUCCCGCCUAAAGAAGGAAUUAGUCGUAGUAAAACAACACCAACUUCGACAGCACCAGUAACAGCAGCAGAAGAGACAAUAGCAGUGGCAGCGGCAGCAGCAGUAGUAGUAGUGAUAACAAGACCAACAGCAUCGGCAACAGAAAUAGUAGUGCAGCGGCAUUAACAGCAGCAAUUGCAGCAGCAGCAGCAGUUAGAACAACAAUAUUUACAACUUUUUUCACAACCGCUGUAAAAGUGCCAGUGACAGCAGAUAACAACAACAACAACAACAGCAUUGUUAGCAAUGGUAAGAAUAUCAGGAAUUCUACCAGGAAAAACAACAACAACAACAAUAAUAGCUGCAGCAGCAGCAGCAGCAGCAGCAGCUGUUACACGGAUCCCAGAAACCGGCAAACAGCUGCAUUAGUAAGAAACAGCCGUAACAACUAGAACGCCAUCGUCAUCAUUAUUAUCAUCGUCGUCGUGGUAAACAUCUUAAAGAACAACAGUAAUAACCAUCAUCACAACCACUACCACCACCAUCAUCAUCACAACAACAGCAACAGAAACGGUAACGCCAAAAGAAUCACUUCCACGUCCACCGCAACUACCACCACGACCAGCACAAUAACAAUAAUUACAACAGUGUCUGAGUCGGCGUCCUCAUCAUCAUUAAUAAUAAUAAUAAUAAUAAUUAUAAUUAUAAUUAUUAUUAUUAUUAUAACUACAACAGUCGGUAGUACCAUUACCAUCACCCCACCGCCACUCUCACCAUCACCACCAACUGCAACAACAGCAGCAACAACAACAACAGCGGGAAUAACAAGUCGAGCUGUAAGAGAUGGGGUUUCAAUUGCGAAAGUAACAGCAUAGGAUCUUAAAAGCCCCGCCCCCCCCAAAAACUAAAACUAAUAAACGAGAAACGAACAGCACGCAGGAACAAGUCCAACGGGUAACAGCAUCAGGUAACAACAACAACAACAAAGACAGCAGCGACAAUAACAAGAAUAGCUCCAAGAGAAAUAUUCUCAAUUGCGAAAUUAACAGCAAAAUGGGAUCUUAAAAACGCUGCCUCCCGCGAAAGCAAAACUGACAGAAGAAAAAAAUAAGAAUAUAUAAACAAAUAGAAACGAGAACGAGGAACGAGUAGCACGCAGGAACAAGUCCCGCGAGUGACAGCAUCAGGUAACAACAAUAGCAACAACAACAACAACAGCAACGACUAUAAUAGAAUUCGAAACAAAGACACGAAACGUACUUGAAAGAAACUCUUUUACGAAAAAUGGCUGUGGACGUUGAUACUGUUUUGCUGAAUCUGAACGAAAAGGGAUUUUAUCAGAUAGCGCAGUUCGUAGCCACAUGUAUAUCUAUGAUCCCUGUUGCAGUGAGUUUAUUGAAGAUAGUCUUUAUAGGAUUUGUACCCAAAUCAAAAUGUGCCGAACUGAAUAUCACACAGUUAUACCAAUACGGUUAUGAGAACAACGAAACUCAUGAUAUCCAAUACGAAGCUUGUCGAAUACAUAUCUCUAGCCUGACUGGUGAUGGAACUAAUCAUACAUUAAGCUGUAUCAAUGGUUACAGCUAUGAAGAAAAUAGUGACCUUUCUUUAGUGUCUGAGUGGAAAACAUCAGAGUGCAACUUGUUUAUGGAAGUUGAAAUUGCAACACUACGCUUUUGCGUUGGUGCAUUCGGUAGAAAACUCAAGACUUGGUUACGCCACUAG
This is a messenger RNA of Octopus bimaculoides (California two-spot octopus), 1804 nucleotides long. Its product is annotated as organic cation transporter protein. NCBI's taxonomy places the organism in Eukaryota, Metazoa, Mollusca, Cephalopoda, Octopoda, Octopodidae. Gene Ontology annotation, biological process: transmembrane transport. Gene Ontology annotation, molecular function: transmembrane transporter activity. The record is from RefSeq and is a predicted model, not a curated record.